Messenger RNA from Vespa velutina, 1602 nucleotides. RefSeq names its product glutamate receptor ionotropic, delta-1-like. Gene Ontology annotation, cellular component: membrane. Gene Ontology annotation, molecular function: glutamate-gated receptor activity. The transcript is spliced from 8 exons. The record is from RefSeq and is a predicted model, not a curated record. NCBI's taxonomy places the organism in Eukaryota, Metazoa, Arthropoda, Insecta, Hymenoptera, Vespidae. Bases 1 to 1371 code for a protein of 456 amino acids.
AUGUCUUUUGCUGCUUGGCUAGUGUUAUUCAUUUACAAGGGACAUGGCUCCGAUUAUUGUUACAGUCCACCAAGUAACAUAUUUCAUUUAAAAUUCAAUUCGAAAAUGUUGGUACGUUGCGGUAUGGAAAAUAAUUUACGAGAGUGGUAUUCGAUUGAUACGAAUCGAACCGAGAUCGUCGAUUUAGCAACAUGGAGCUUAGAAAAAGGAAUAACUAAAAUUGCUUCAGAUUCUCUUCUUCAUGAAAGAAGAUAUAAUUUAGAGGGUUUGAUAAUGAGAGCUGUUACAAUUAAGGAUUCGUCGUUCCUAAUUGUAAAUGAGGAUGGUGAAUUAGACGGGAUAUUCGGUAAAAUAUUAAGAGAACUUUCUAUAACUCUCAAUUUUAGUUUCAAUAUUGUUUCUGAAGUAGAAGAAUAUGGAAGUUGGAAUCUUAAAGAAAAGACUUGGUCCGGAGCAGUAGGAGAAUUAUAUGCUGGACGUGCUGACAUUUCUAUUUCAGAUUUUUCUAUUACCAGUGCUAGAUUGAAUGCCGUUGACUUUACGCUUCCACUUUUGCUUUCGAAAAAAUGUCUUUACAUUCGGGAGCCAGAAAUAUUUGCGAUUAAAUGGUCAUCUUUUUUUCUAACAUUCUCCUAUUCUAUUUGGAUAGCUAUAUUGGUGAUAUUAAUUGUUGGAUCGAUUUUACUGAUUUUUCUCAAAAUACAGAAUGGAAUGGAUCGUAACGUAGGACAUUUGUUAUCCGAUAAUUUUCUGGAGAUUUGGGGUAUAUUUUGUCAACAGGGAUUGGCAGAUUUUUCUGAUAGAUCUUCUUUAAGAAUAGCAUACUUCUCUAUCCUUCUUUCGGCUGUCGUUUUAUCGGCCGCUUAUUCUGCGGCUUUGAUAAGCUUUCUAACGUCUACUGCCCAUAUUUUACCCUUUCGUUCAUUAGAAAGUUUCGUUGAAGACGGCACUUAUCAAUUAUCUGUCUUUCGUGGUACAUCUGAUUAUGAUAUGUUUGUAAAUUCGAAAAAUCCGCUUGAAAAGAAAUUAAUGAAGUUGAUGAUAGAAGAAGAAAAAUUGACAACAAAUGUAGAGGAAGGAUUCAAUAGAGUAUGUAAAAAUCGGAAACUAGCAAUGUACUCGUCCGAGGAAGUACAAAAAAUUGUAAAUUUUAAAAUAUUAUGUAACCUGGCUUCUAUUGAGACGGGACGCGUAGACAGUUUAGGCAUGAUUUUAUCCAAAAACAAUCCAUUCACAGACGUUAUCAAUUUUCACUUGCAGAAAUUUAUCGAUAAUGGUAUGAUGAAUCGUUUAAAAGAUUCGACAUUUAAGAAGAAGUCCAGUGAUUUGAAGAAACAUGAACCGAAAAGUGUAUAUUUUCUUCCAAAAUGAAGAAGGUGUCAAUGGUAAAUCGUACUCCGAUUAAAUCGUUCAGAGUCAAUGUAAAAAGGAAACGACAACGCGAGAACUAUUAACAAUAACGCUAAUAUUCGAUUUUAAACGAAUUUUUUUAUUUUGAUCGUAAUAUUUUAAUAUAGCACAUAUUCUUAAUCGAUUGUAAUAAUUGUCUACGAUAACCUUGUGCAUGCGUAUAUAGAAAAAAAUUAGAAUAUAAUGUUUACU